AUGGUUGAAGCCGAAUUGACUUUACCUAAGGAAUUUGGAUAUGUGGUGCUCGCCAUCGUUCAUUAUUGUUUCCUCAAUUUCUGGAUGGCUCGACAAGUCGGCAAAGCCCGCCAAAAGUAUAAAGUGUUCUAUCCGACAUUGUACGCAUCCGAGGCAGAAAACAAAGAUGCCAAACUCUUCAAUUGUGUCCAAAGAGGUCAUCAAAGUUCGCUAGAAAUGAUGCCAAUGUUCUUCAUCCUCACCACACUUGCAGGAAUUCGCCACCCAUUUGUCGCCGCCUCUCUUGGCUUUAUCUACACGAUUACGCGCUAUUUCUUCUUCAUUGGCUACUCCACAGGCGAUCCCCAAAAACGUCUCUCAAUUGGGAAAUUUGGAUUCUUGGCACUGAUGGGGCUGAUGGUAUGUUCGAUUUCUUGCGGGAUAAGAUUUAUUCUUGCGUGAAAACUCUGCACCGU
Messenger RNA from Impatiens glandulifera, 455 nucleotides. Its product is annotated as microsomal glutathione S-transferase 3-like. Lineage: Eukaryota; Viridiplantae; Streptophyta; Magnoliopsida; Ericales; Balsaminaceae. Gene Ontology annotation, cellular component: endoplasmic reticulum; nuclear envelope; membrane. The record is from RefSeq and is a predicted model, not a curated record. Gene Ontology annotation, molecular function: glutathione transferase activity; glutathione peroxidase activity. The transcript is spliced from 3 exons. The coding region runs from base 1 to 441 and encodes 146 amino acids.